Molecule: messenger RNA, 894 nt
Organism: Setaria italica (foxtail millet)
Lineage: Eukaryota; Viridiplantae; Streptophyta; Magnoliopsida; Poales; Poaceae
Product: non-specific lipid-transfer protein-like protein At2g13820
Exons: 3
Coding region: 93-692 (199 amino acids)
Biological process (GO): lipid transport
Molecular function (GO): lipid binding
Source: RefSeq, a predicted model, not a curated record
CCAUUCCUCGAUCGCAGCUCUCAGCCCAAGAAACCUGAAGUCCUAAAGCUUGGCCGGAUCACCAACCCGUAAACAGCACGGCUCGUGCUACCAUGGCUCGGGGGUCGUCGGCGCUCGGCCUGCAGGGGGUCGCCAUGGCGGUGGCUGCGCUGCUCGUUCUCGUCGCGGCGCCGCCGCGGUGCGCCGCGCAGGCGGCGACGUCGGGGUGCACGGUGUCGAUCCUGAGCCUGGCGCCGUGCCUCUCCUUCACGGCGGGGAACACGUCGUCGCCGGGCGCCUCCUGCUGCUCGGCGCUUGCCGGCGUCGUGCGGGCCGCGCCGCGGUGCCUCUGCGCGGUGCUCGGCGGCGGCGCCGCCGCGUCGUUCGGGGUCACCGUCAACGCCACGCGGGCGCUCGAGCUGCCCGGCAAGUGCAAGGUCCAGACCCCGCCUGUCAGCCAGUGCAACGCUGUGGGUGCUCCGGCGGCGUCUCCUCCGACGGCGGCGACGCCGGACGCUGGCUCCGCAUCUCCCUCCGCGCCGGCGGCCACCGCCGAGGCUCCCACCGCGCCGCCGCCAGUUUACAGCACCACAGGAGCUGGAUCGAAGGCGACUCCGGCGACUGGAGCGGUCUUGUCGCACGCCGGCGUAGCUAAAUCCGCGGCGAUCUCCGUGUCUUUCGUCGUCGCAAUCGCGUCCAUGAUGGCUUUCUGAGUUCAGUAUAACGUAGUGUCUUUGAUUGGUUCAUGUUUUGCUUCACUGCACACUCUGUAUCUGAAUUUCUUAAGAGUCAAUGGACUGUAUGUUUUGCGUCUGUACAAACAGUAUGGUAGAUGAAUUCGAAGUAUGCAUCAAUUGCUUGACCAUUCUUGUUUCUUGUGUGUGUAUAAUUAUAUAUGAAGACACCGUUAAUUCA